AGUUCAUCUCCGUCCUCUUCAAUUUCAUACGCCUUUCCGAACAUCCUCUCCAUUCCUUCCUCUCUCUCUCAAAACUGGGGAUCUUAUGUGCAAGCCUCUGUGUGCUCUGUCCUUCAAUUUUUCAGCUAUUUUGCUUAGGACUCUCAUCAACAAAACCAAUAUCUACCAUGGCUGUUGAUUAUUUUCCCAAGCAUUUGGUGUUCAACAUCUUGUUCAAAUUACCCGUUAGAAGUGUUGUUAGAUUCAGGUGCGUUUGCAGAUCUUGGUGUGCUCUCUUUUCUGAUCCUAAUUUUGUAUAUAAAAACCUACUCUCUUGUUCUGAUUCUACAACCAAUUCCCAAAUCCUUGUCAAAUAUGAUGAUUAUAGGUUUGAAUAUUAUUUGGCUUUUUCUUUUCUUUGCAAUGAUACAUUUGACAUGUCUCCCCCACAAGAAAUUCCAUAUCCUCAUGAUAUAAUGGAAAAAUGCUCUUUCGUUGACAUCGUGGGUUCUUGCUGUAAUGGUGUAAUUUGCCUCCGUGAUGGAUAUUUCUUUGGGGAUUUGCUUGGGUUAUGGGAUGAUGUUUACAACUACGAGAGUAAUAUUGUUCUAUGGAACCCAACUACUUCUGAAACUAAGAUACUACCUCAAUCCAAUCUUUCACAUCCUCCUCCUCCUCCUGAACCUUUUUCAUUGGAAAUUGUAGAAUUUGGAUUUGACUCCACAACAUGUGAUUACAAAGUACUCAGGAUUUUUGAGUAUUUGACUCAUGAUAACCAAUGUGAUUACCUGGCGGAGAUCUAUAGUCUGAGGGAUGAUACUUGGAGAAAACUUGAUGUCUCUCUGAAUUCUUGGGAGUUGCCUCGUUAAUAAGUAC
Molecule: messenger RNA, 855 nt
Organism: Manihot esculenta (cassava)
Lineage: Eukaryota; Viridiplantae; Streptophyta; Magnoliopsida; Malpighiales; Euphorbiaceae
Product: F-box/kelch-repeat protein At3g23880-like
Exons: 2
Coding region: 168-848 (226 amino acids)
Molecular function (GO): protein binding
Source: RefSeq, a predicted model, not a curated record